This is a messenger RNA of Carassius auratus (goldfish), 1454 nucleotides long. RefSeq names its product transmembrane protein 125b (gene tmem125b). The record is from RefSeq and is a predicted model, not a curated record. Lineage: Eukaryota; Metazoa; Chordata; Actinopteri; Cypriniformes; Cyprinidae. The transcript is spliced from 2 exons. Bases 554 to 1207 code for a protein of 217 amino acids.
UGGCCUAUUGUUUUACCCACAAUGCCUUGAAAGACAUCCUUGCUUUUCUGUGUCAGUCAUUCUGCCUGCUAGGCGUGCACAUGUAUGAGAGCGAGCGUUUUUGUGUGUUCUCCGUUUGCGGACAUGCUGUUUAGUGUCACAAAGAAGACAAUGAGAAACCUUUUAUUGUCCUGGUGGAAUGUGGCAGGAGAAGACAACGGGGGAGUAUGUCAUCGUCCCGAGUGCUUGGCACCAGUGUCCAGUCGGCUUGCACCAUGACACACCACGGCAUGAGAGAGACAGGUAAACAAAACGACAAAAAGAAAGAGAGAGAGAGACGUGACAGUAAACAGUCCUGCACUACUGACUAGAUAAAGGAGUUUGAGGAUGGUAGGAUGGUGUGUUUCUUAAAAAAGAGCUUUUUAAACCAUCUUGUCCACAGGAACGAAUGACUGCUGUUCAGGACACAUGAUCACACUUCACACAGUUUGAGUCUGAAUCAAGGAUCAGAAACAUGCACUGACAACAGGCAAUACACACACCAGUCUACUGCAGCAUCUGAGAGACCCCGGAGAUGGAGCUUCUCCCCCUGAGUGUGAUGAGUCCCGGGGCUACCCUUCGUCUCCAAGCAGACCCUCUGUGGCUCCAGCGCCAAGCCGUGGAGGAGCAGGUGGAGCUGUGGUGGUUCAGCGAGCCGCAUGUGUCUCUCCUGUGCUACUGCUUUUCAGUGGCCAUGGUUCUGAGCCUGGGCUCGGCCGGCGUGGGGCUCCUCUCGACCGCCUCCUCCGCCGCGGGGCCCUCGGUGCUGUGGCGCUUGGGCGUAGGUUCUACUCUCUGUCUCCUGGCACUGGUGGUCCUCAUGAAGCAGCUGCUCAGCUCUGCAGUGCAGGACAUGGGCUGCAUACGCAGCCGCAGACGCAUCGAGCAACUGCGCAGUGGAGGAACGGUGGAUCCCGUGCUGUUGCUCUUCUCUGGUUUGGCACUGGUGGUGUGUGGGACUACACUUCUCAGUCUCGCUCAGCUGGACUUGCUGCUCUCUGGCGUGACCCUCCUGGCCAGUGGGGGCGCUGUGGUCCUAGGUGUGAUGGCGUAUGGAGUGAUGGUUUAUGUGCAAGGAAGGAGAAACACAAGAAGGCGAAGACGACGGAGGGUGAGAGUGUAUACAGUGACAGGGCAAAGGAACCGACCAUGGAGGGAAUCAACUUCCAGUCAGUCGAAUUUGUUGUGAAAGGAGAACAGAGAAUUACAUCUAGCUCUUGUUCCUACAUGAUAUUAAGACCUAUUUGCACAAACUGGUGUGGUAAAACACAAUAGGAGCUUCAUUGGUUUUCAUUCAUUUUACACCUGUUAUACUUGCAAUUUGGCUAGAAAGACUUCUUUAUUGGCAAUCAAACACCUCCAAAUCAAAUGCUUGCUUUGCCAUUUCUCAUUUUACAUCUUGACUUAUGAGUACCAGGUGAUGGAAUUAGAAGUCA